This is a messenger RNA of Esox lucius (northern pike), 1729 nucleotides long. RefSeq names its product galactosamine (N-acetyl)-6-sulfatase (gene galns). Lineage: Eukaryota; Metazoa; Chordata; Actinopteri; Esociformes; Esocidae. The transcript is spliced from 14 exons. The coding region runs from base 30 to 1598 and encodes 522 amino acids. Gene Ontology annotation, molecular function: N-acetylgalactosamine-6-sulfatase activity; arylsulfatase activity. The record is from RefSeq and is a predicted model, not a curated record.
AUGUGACACUUCCUCGUCUGCAAUGUGCAAUGGAUGUUUAUCUCAUUCAAACGUCUAUAUUGUUUUGUAGUUUAAUAUGUGGUUUGGGGGCACCGAAUACAGCGGACAAAUCGUCUCCGAACAUUGUCAUCAUGCUUAUGGAUGACAUGGGCUGGGGAGAUUUGGGGAGUUUUGGCCAGCCCUCCAAGGAGACCCCAAACCUUGACUCCAUGGCUGCUCAGGGGAUGCUGUUUCCCAACUUCUACACAGCCAACCCCCUCUGUUCUCCAUCCAGAGCUUCUCUUCUGACAGGACGUUUACCAGUAAGAAAUGGUUUCUAUACCACCAACGCCCAUGCCAGGAACGCCUACACACCUCAGGAGAUUGUAGGCGGAAUCUCGAAGGAUGAGAUUCUAUUACCCCAGGUGUUAAAGAAGAAGGGUUACGUCAACAAGAUCAUCGGCAAGUGGCACCUUGGUCACAGAACUCACCACCUUCCUCUGGAGCAUGGUUUUGAUGAAUGGCUUGGUGCUCCCAACUGCCACUUUGGCCCCUACAACAACAGCGACAGGCCUAAUAUCCCGGUCUACAACAACUCUCAGAUGGUGGGAAGAUACUAUGAGGAGUUUGAGAUCGAUAAGAAAACUGGAGAAUCAAACCUGACACAAAUCUACUUGAAGGAAGGCCUUGACUUCAUAUUUCAUCAAGCCAAGGCUCGGCGGCCAUUUUUCCUGUACUGGGCAGCAGACGCCACGCAUGCUCCGGUUUACGCUUCAAAGCGUUUCCUUGGGAAGAGUCAGAGGGGCCGAUACGGCGAUGCUGUGAUGGAGCUGGAUGAUAGUGUUGGACAGAUCCUGAACUCGCUGCGUGAUCUGGGCAUUGACAAGGACACCUUUGUGUUCUUUACCUCAGACAACGGCGCCGCGCUGAUGUCCGGCCCGAAGCAAAGUGGAAGUAACGGCCCCUUCCUCUGCGGGAAAGAAACUACGUUUGAGGGGGGAAUGAGGGAACCUGCCAUUGCCUGGUGGCCCGGACAUAUCCCAGCAGGCACUGUGAGCCAGCAGCUGGGAUCAGUGAUGGAUCUGUUCAGCACCAGUCUGUCUCUGGCUGGCCUUAAUGUUCCAGAAGACCGGGCCAUCGAUGGACUGGACCUCAGCCCUGUCCUUCUCAACAACACACAUGUCAACAGGCCCAUCUUCUAUUACCGGGGCAACGAGAUGAUGGCAGUCCGGCUUGGACCAUACAAGGCCCACUAUUGGACAUGGAGCAACUCGUGGGAGGAGUUUAACCAGGGCAUUGAUUUCUGUCCAGGCCAAGAGGUGGCAGGUGUGACCACCCACACCCAACAGGAACACACUAUGCAGCCAAUCAUCUUUCACCUGGGGCGGGACCCUGGGGAGAAAUACCCAAUCAGUGUUCUGACUAAGGAGUACCAGGAUGCACUGAGUCGGAUAACGCCAGUGGUGGUAAAGCAUAAGAAUGGUCUGGUACCAGGUCUGCCCCAGCUCAAUAUGUGUGACCUGGCUGUCAUGAACUGGGCACCUCCAGGAUGUGAAAAGUUAGGAAAAUGCCUUAAAGCCCCCAAGUCCCAGCCCUGGAAAUGUGACUGGCCGCACUAACUGUUUGUGUGCCAACCUGGAAUGAAGAAAGAUAAAAAAAAAUUCUUUGGUUUAAAUUGAUUGUUCAAACUAAUUAAGGACAUUGUGAAAGCUGUCUGGGUAUAUAUGAUUAAUAAAAAAGCUGAUUUGCA